AGCUCAAUUUAUAUUGAAUAAAUUUUGUAAAACUUAUUAGUUACAGCUUUUAGUACCUUUCAUAGUCGAACUGGCGAAGCAUCUGAUUCUCUCUUGCACAUGCAUACGACUAAUUUUCAACGGCGAAAAUCGGUACUUAACUAAUUACAGCUCCUCGCCGGCGUUUCACAUCAUUUCUUCAUCGGAAAACUUCAACAGUAGGCGGAGCGAUUCUCCGAUUUGAUCCAGCUGAAGAAUCUCUAAAUAUGGUAGCUAGAUUCAUAGCAAGCAAUCUAAAUCGAAUACGAAAAGCCUACUCAGUAUCAACAACAAUCAGUAGGCACAAUUGCGAUUUCACUCCUCUAUAUUUUUCUCCGAAUUUCCAAUUCGAUGAUGGUGAUUCAGCUACACGGGUUGUGAAUCCGAGUUUUAUGCUUCACAAGAGAUGGCAUACGGGCGAUUCACAUUCUCAUCAUCAUGAUCAUCACGACCUCCGCUCCGGUAAAGAAGGAGAGAGGAUUUUCCGGCUUGGACUUGCUGCUGACAUUGGCCUCGCCGCCAGUAAAGCUUUUACGGGUUAUGUAUGUGGAAGCACCGCCAUUAUUGCUGAUGCGGCUCAUUCUAUCUCCGAUGUGGUUCUGAGUGGCGUGGCAUUGCUGUCGUUUACAGCUGCAAGGGUUCCCAAGGACAAAGAACAUCCUUAUGGACAUGGUAAAUUUGAGACUCUUGGAGCUCUUGGAAUUUCUGGUGUGCUGUUGGCUACUGCUGGAGGUAUUGGAUGGCAUGCUUUAGAUGUUUUGCUGGGUUUGUGGUCUGCAGCACCUGAGUCAAUGAAUCAUCUGGACGUGCAUGAGCAACAUCACCAUGGAAUUGAUAUGGAUCACCCUAUCCUUGCUUUGAAUGUGACUAUACUCUCUAUAGCUGUUAAAGAAGGAUUAUACUGGAUAACAAAAAGAGCGGGAGAAAGGGUUGGCAGUGGGCUAAUGAAAGCCAAUGCUUGGCAUCAUCGUGCCGAUGCAGUAUCCUCCUUUGUUGCUCUCAUAGGGGUUGGUGGUUCUAUCCUUGGAGUGAGGAUCCUGGAUCCACUUGCUGGGCUUGUUGUUGCAGGAAUGAUCAUGAAAGUUGGACUCGAAACUGGAUAUCAGAGUGUCUUGGAAUUGGUUGAUGCUGCUAUUCCUUCACAUAUCUUGGAGCCUUUCAAGCACACAAUUCUACAAGUUGACGGAGUUAAGGCUUGCAGUCACCUGAGAGGAAGGAGGGCUGGUUCAUAUCUCUAUCUUGAUGUUAUAGUUGAGGUUGACCCCUUUUCUAGUGUGAGUGCUGCACAUGAGAUCGGGGAAAACGUCAGCCGCGAAAUCCAGCGUUUACAUCCCGAAAUAGCUGAAGUCUUCGUGCACAUAGAACCAUCAACUAUACACAUUCCACCCACUGUUGAGUUUCAACAGAGGAGUGCUAACACAAUGGAUGCAGACAUUGAAAAUAUAGUUUCCAGCAUUUUAUCUACAAACUUUUCUCAGAAGAUGAUUAUUGAGCGUGUGACUCCACAUCUGCUGCAAGGACAGGUUUUACUUCAAGUGGAAGUUUCUAUGCCUCCUGAUCUCUUGAUUAGGGAUGCGGUAAAAGUUGCAGAAGAAGCAGAAAAAUUAAUCAUAGAGGCAGCACCAAAUAUUGUUCAUGUGUGCAUCCAGCUGCGCUUAGGGCGACCUAUGCCAGAUUCUUACCACGAAUUGGUGGAGAGCAGAAGUCGCGGGAAAGACAACUGAAUUUUUACUCACUAAAGUGUGCAUGUAUAGGUCUUUAUCUGUAUAAUGAAUAAAGAAAUUUCAGCUAAAAAAUCAGAGCUCCAUUUUUACAUGGGAUGGAGUUGGAUCUGUAAGCCAAAACUACAGGAAAAGGAGUUAUUUCUGUAAGCAAAAACUACAUUCAGCAAAAAGGCAAUUAUGUUUCAAACAGUUUAGAAGUGGGGAGGUUGUGUUUCACAAUUGUCAAGUUGAAGUCAA
Messenger RNA from Solanum dulcamara, 1979 nucleotides. Its product is annotated as metal tolerance protein C1. Gene Ontology annotation, molecular function: monoatomic cation transmembrane transporter activity. Gene Ontology annotation, cellular component: membrane. The record is from RefSeq and is a predicted model, not a curated record. Bases 246 to 1742 code for a protein of 498 amino acids. Gene Ontology annotation, biological process: transmembrane transport; monoatomic cation transport. The transcript is spliced from 12 exons. Lineage: Eukaryota; Viridiplantae; Streptophyta; Magnoliopsida; Solanales; Solanaceae.